AUGGAGGAGCGCCGCCACCGCCGCCCGCGUGAGCCGCCCUUCGUUGACGCCCCUGCCGAUGGCGUUGGUGUCGAUGCUGCAGCUUCAGCAGAAGCGGCUGACGGGGAGGCGUGGGGGAUGGCCGGCGAUCCCUCGGACGCGACAGAGGCCCAUGUGACGGGGAGCGAUGACGCUGAGCUGGCGUACGGCAGCGCAUUCUACCUGCAGGAGAACUACAUUCAGCGCUUGCGCCAACGACACGUCCGCCGCGGCUCUGCGGAACGCUGCGACGACAACAAAGACGAUGACGGCAAGGAAGGCCAUCGCGACGACGUCGGCGCCGACUUCAAACGGACAAAAGGGGCGCAGCACGAUGAGGUGGAUUUGGUCGUGAACACAGCACUACAGCCACAUUUUUUUCGUCUGGGGAAAGACUUCCCGGCAGUGCCGGCCCCGGCGCCGCUCGAUGAUGCGGAGGCGGCCGACGCCUCCCUGGCUGUUGUUUCCGUGCAAGAGGCCAACGCCGACAUCAUCAUGCCUGUUGUCAGCUCAACGUGCGGGCUGGCGCGGUGUGCCGCGAAGGGCAGCGCCGCACUGGCGCACGUGAAGCGGCAACAAGAGGUGGAGCGCGCCAUGCGGGAAGCCAUGGACACGAGUAAGUCGGACCUCACGCGACUGCUGAAGAAGGGGGAUGAUCUGCAGAAGGUGGAUGUGCACCAGCAGCAAAAAAGCACCAGCGAGGGCUACUGGCCGAGCGCUGCGGAGGAUGCAAACGACGUUGACGACGAGGCGGAGAUGCUGCGCCGGAAAAUACGCAUAGAAACUGCGAGGCUAGAGAAUUCUCUGCGAGCAGAAAAGUCGGGAUCUGCUUCGGCCACCUCAAUUCAGCAGGCGAAUGAGGCUGAGGCGAAGGAAAAGGAAAAGGAAGAGCGGGCCCGCCAACAUGCAAAUGUGCUGCGGAAGCGGCAGGAGAAACUGGAACGCCUCGCGGAGGCAAAGCAGCGGCUGGCAGAGGACAGCAGUAACCUUGACGAUUACACGGCGAGGCGUGCCGCACUAUUGGUGGCGCAGCGGCAGUUGCCCAUUCAUCGUUGCAAGGAGGAGCUGCUGCGCUGUAUCGGCGAGAAUCCCAUCACUAUCGUCGUUGGUGAGACGGGCAGCGGCAAGACAACGCAGCUUGUGCAGUACCUGCAUCAGCGCGGCUACACCCGGGGUGGUGGCAUCAUUGGCUGUACGCAGCCGCGGCGCCUCGCCGCGAUUAGCGUAGCGCGCCGUGUGAGUGAGGAGAUGGGCUGCGCGCUCGGCACGCGCGUCGGCUACGCGAUCCACCUCGACGACCACACGACGGCGGAGACGGAGGUGAAGUUCAUGACGGAUGGUGUGCUGCUGCGCGAGAUAGUGCGCGACCCCGACGUGGGCAAAUACAGCCUCAUUGUGCUGGACGAGGCGCACGAGCGCUCUGUCAACACGGAUGUGCUGCUUGGCGUGCUGCACGCGGCGGUGCGGCGCCGCACGGACCUGAAGCUCGUCGUGACAUCCGCGACGAUGGAUAUUCAGAAGUUUUCGCGCUUUUUCGGCAACGCCCCCUUCUACGAGAUCCCUGGUCAGACGUACGACGUUGACGUGCGCUACGCCUUGACGCCCGUCGACGACUACGUGGCGGAGGCGGUGUUCCGUGUGUGCCAGCUACACAUGCAGAUGCCGUUGCAGGGCAAGCACGACAUCCUUGUCUUCAUGACGGGCCGAGACGACGUGUUCGGCACGUGCGAGCUGAUACGCCGGCGGUUGCAGGAGCUCGACCCGGUGUGGCUCGANACGCUGCUGGUGCUGCCGUGCCUCUCGGAGGCGGCGGAUGCGUGCGCCACGAGCGUGCUGGACGCGGCUCCGCCGGGUGUGCGGAAGUGUGUCGUUGCAACUAACGUCGCCGAGACGUCUCUGACGAUUGACGGCAUCCGCUAUGUGGUGGACUGCGGGUUCAUGAAGACGAAUGUGUUCCGGCCCAAGCUGGGCAUGAAUACGCUGCAACGAUACCCCGUGUCGCAGGCGCAGGCGAACCAGCGCAAAGGGCGGGCAGGCCGUACAACGGAGGGUGUCUGCUUUCGCCUCUACACCGAAGCGCAGUUUGCACACGAGAUGCUUGUGAGCAGUGUGCCGGAGAUACAGCGCAGCAGCAUUGACACCGUUGUGUUGCUGCUGAAAAGCAUUGGUGUGUCGCGCCUCAUUGACUUUGACUUCAUCGACCCUCCACCAGCGGCGAACAUACGGCGCAGUAUGUGGCAUCUGUGGGUACUUGGACUGUUGGAUGACAACGGCGCCAUUACAGAUGACGGCAGACUCGCGUUGGAGUUCCCUCUCGCGCCCUCGCUGGCAAAGAUGCUUGUCANAAGCGCAUCGAGUGGCUGUGCGGUGGAGGCGGCACGCAUUGUGUCCAUGAUCUCUGCCGACCCAAAGGGACUCUUUGAACUGCCUCAGGGACGCGAGGAGACGGCGCGGCAGUACCACGGUCGCUUCUACGCCAACGAGUCCGACCACCUUACGUUGCUACACGUGAUGUCGCACUUCCUCGACAAUGGCAAGUCGCGGCAGUGGGCGAAGGACCAUUUCCUGCACCUCCCUACCCUUCUGCGUGCCACUGAGGUGCUGCAGCAGCUGCUGGAGCGGCUGCGUCAGCUGAAACUCCCUGUCGAGUCGUGUGGUGUUAAGGGCCUGGACCGCGUGCGGCAGUGCGUGGCAAGUGGGUUCUGUCUGCAGUCGGCACGCCGCUCGGGCACAAACUGGAGCGAGUAUCGUCCAAUGCUCAACGCAGGUGUGACGUGUUACAUUCACCCCUCCUCAGCGGUGUGUGCGCGGGCAGAGAUGCCGCUUUAUGUGGUGUAUCACGAUCUUCUUCUUACCACAAGAGAGUACCUCGUGAUGGUAACGGCGGUGGAGCGUGACUGGCUUGUCGGGGCGUCACGUGGGGUGUUUUGGGUCAAGGGAGCAGCGAGGGCCACGUCAUCACUGCCGCCAUCCUCCUCCUCCGCUUGCGAGUCACCCGCAACCGUACUGGCGGGAAGGAGUGGUCCUGCUGCUGCGCGCAGCGAAAUGUCGCUUGGGGGAGUGCGCCAGCCUGCCGCAGCGCGGUCAAAGGGGUCACUACUCCCAUCGAGACGACGACAUAACAUCUGA
Trypanosoma grayi is the source of this 3147-nucleotide messenger RNA. Its product is annotated as pre-mRNA splicing factor. The record is from RefSeq and is a predicted model, not a curated record. Lineage: Eukaryota; Euglenozoa; Kinetoplastea; Trypanosomatida; Trypanosomatidae. Bases 1 to 3147 code for a protein of 1048 amino acids. Gene Ontology annotation, molecular function: RNA binding; ATP binding. The transcript has a single exon. Gene Ontology annotation, biological process: mRNA splicing, via spliceosome. Gene Ontology annotation, cellular component: intracellular anatomical structure; spliceosomal complex.